AUGGCUGAAGGUAUGAUUUGUUCGGAAGAUAAGGGAAGAGGAGAAAGUUUGAGAGAUGUGGCAGAACGGUAUUUAUUCGAGCUAGCAAAUAGGUGUGUGGUUGAAGUGGAAACAGACAAGUUGCCGCUAUAUAAUAGAUUUAAGUCAUGCCGGCUUCAUGAUAUGAUACGAGAUUUGUGUUUGUCAAAAGGAAAAAAAGAAGGAUAUCUGGAGGUUAUAGAUAAAAAGAUGGGAGGAGAAGAGUCUUCAAUUUGUAAAACAAAUAGAUUGGCUAUCCAUAUGGAGGGAGUGGAUAAUGAUCUUAGUUACAGGAUUGGGGAAAAUAAGAACAUAAGAUCUUUUCUAUUCGUCAAAACAGACUGGCUAGAUACAUUUUUGUAUAAUUACAUCACGUUUGGGAUUUUCAAAUAUCUCAAAGUCUUAGUAUUGGAAGGUUAUACAUUUGAGAAUCUGAAAUUGCCCAAAGGAAUCGAAAAAUUGAAGCUGUUGAAGCUAUUGAGUCUCGAAAAUAGUGGUGUGGAAGAAUUGCCACCAUCUAUAUGCAAGCUACCUUGUUUGCAGACAUUUAAUGUGAAAAAUACAAUUAGAUUACCUAAUUACAUAUACAAAAUGAGGCACUUGAGGCAUCUAUUUCUGGGAUUUCUUCAUGAGAGCGUUGGAGGUGAAAAAUUGAAAUUCGAAGGGUUGAAUGAGUUGGAGAUGAUAACUGGGUUCAACAGUUUGGUUGAUGACAUCACUCAUCUUCUUAAAUUGCCGAAGCUCCGAGUAUUGGAAGGAAGAAUUUUUUAUGAAGAAAGUUUGCCAAUGAUUGUUGAUCACAUCUUAAAUCAUCAAGAACAAUUUCGUGACGUACAACUUAAUAUUGACAUGGUUGUUAAUAUGGAUUCGGAAGAUGGCUCAACUCUUCUCAAAAGGUUGGUGAUGUGUCACUCACUAUAUUACUUGAGUAUUGCAUAUUGUCGAGUGAGCAAAUUACCAACUUAUGAAGUUCAACUAUAUCAAAAUAUGAUAGAAUUGCAGCUUGUGGAUACAAGGAUUGAGGAAGACCAAAUGAAAAUACUAGAGAAGCUUCCCAUGUUAAGAGUUCUUGGCUUGUGGAGCAAUCCAUAUGUGGGCAGAGAGAUGGUUUGUCGGGCAACUGGAUUUCCUCAACUCAGGGAACUUGUUUUGCAUGGGUUGUUGAAUUUAAUGGGGUGGAGAGUGGAGAAAGGAGCAAUGCUCAACCUCUCUAGUCUACUUAUUGCAGAAUGCAGUAAAUUGAAGAUGAUUCCAGAUGAAUUGGAAUUCAUUAAUACUUUCCAAGAACUGAGAAUUAUAUCUAUGCCAGAAGAGUUUGUGAAGAGGGUAGGAGUGGUGGAUGGUGAAGGAGAAGAUUAUCACAAAAUCAAACACAUACCCUUCAUUGACAUUUAUUAUUACGACUAA
Sesamum indicum (sesame) is the source of this 1425-nucleotide messenger RNA. NCBI's taxonomy places the organism in Eukaryota, Viridiplantae, Streptophyta, Magnoliopsida, Lamiales, Pedaliaceae. The record is from RefSeq and is a predicted model, not a curated record.